AUGGUAAGCAAUCGGCGUCGCCCAUGGACACCUGGAACACCAGAGGCGUUACAAGUGCGUUACCGGCCUUUUGGGAAUUGGGAAUUUGAGGAUUGUGGAGGAUUCGGGUAUUGGGGAGAUUUGGGAGGGGUCUAGCUUUACCUAGCUUCACUGACGGACUGACUGACGGAGAAAUACAACACAACGCAAGUGUAGUCUCACGUCGGCUUUCUGAGAGGCCUUGGUAUCACCCUGGUCGAGCCGGCCCAUUUGUGCCAAAGCAUGACUUUCCCACACUUAUAUAUUGGUCGAUGUUGACCACUAUCUCGCCUAGUGGUAA
Molecule: messenger RNA, 319 nt
Organism: Spodoptera littoralis (African cotton leafworm)
Lineage: Eukaryota; Metazoa; Arthropoda; Insecta; Lepidoptera; Noctuidae
Source: the annotation of a GenBank genome assembly